GGGGGCUGAGGUAUAUUCCCAAGGCUACCACAACUACAGACGGUUGGGGAACGUCGGGCGACCGUACCGGUUGAUAUUGCGACAGACGACAAGCAUCCACGUCACCAUCGGUCUUCCUAUGGUGUACGUCUAACGAGGGAAUGAUUGUCGGCUGUAUUUGCGGGGCUCCUGCACAACAGUUCCCUACCUCUUUGAUAAUCGUGAUCUUCGUAUUAGUACUAUGAGAAGAUCCCAGCCUCUAUUCCUUCUAUCGUUUUGCACUCCACCGGGUUUCCUUUUCAGCAGUCCAGUGUCUACCCCUUCCUCUCCCUUUUCUCAAAUCGCGGAAUAUUAGUCAAGGAUUUGUUUCUAGCAUAUCAAUUAUUCGAACCCUUGAAGAUCUUACACUUGCGCUCUUCUCUCUAGGCGUACCGAACCCCCCUCCCCCCCAAACAGUCAUGUCAAGACAACCCAAACUUCGUCCCAAGUUACACAUCUCGGGGGUCUCAGAUGCCAUGUACGAAUUUUCUACAGCUCCGUCACUAUCGCUACUUGAAUCCCGCAGGGACUUGGGUGAAGAAAAGCCGGACCAGCGUGUUUUCCGGGUCAAACGGAAACAUGUCCUGAAAGCAUGCGAUCGCUGUAGAGUAAAAAAGACCAAGUGCGAUGGAAAGCAACCAUGCAACCGCUGUUCAGCAUAUAACCACCCGUGCCUAUUCAGGGAACGGAAGGCUACACAACCAAAAGUCUACUCUCGAGGGUGCAGUGGAAUCUUUCAUCCCUCGUUCGUUGAGAUGCUAGAAUCGCAUCAUUCACUCGUCGUUAAAGCACUACAGAGGCUUUACAAGCUCUGCGUGGGGAAGGAAGGAUUCCCAGGCGAGCCUCUGACUGAGGCCACUGACGGGUAUCCUCUAACGCACGCCAUUCUAGACCGGCUAGGGUUGAUAAAACAGGCCGAGGAAAUCUCCGAGGAACCUGAGGAAGAGUCUGAAGAUCUCCAAUAUCUCCGAUUCAUGUCCAACUCUACUGACUGUAGCGCCACCGCGGAUCCAUCCCCCGAGCCUGCGACUCCUCCUGAUCCGCCUCUUAGCACCUGCAGCCCGGUCAACGUUUCCCCAGGAGGCCCUGCCCCCUUCAAGUGGGACUUUCAUCCAUCAGCCCCGCCAACCCGCCCAGAGUCAUAUCACGGCUAUCCGCAAGCAGGGUAUCAGGGAUUGGUGUUAUUGCGGCCAGCAUUGGAGCCCGUAAGCGUGCCAACUGAGGUAAAAUGUGCUGUACCCGUGCCUUCAUCAGCGACGGAUCAAGGGCAGUCGUAUCUCUACUACGCUGAUAGUAGGAGCAAUGGUGACUCAACAACCAGCCGCGUUCAACUCGUAGUAACUACUGGGCCUGGGCCUGGGCCUGGACCCGUUCCGGCAAUAACACCAUCCGGAAUGCCUAGUGGGACUGUCGAAGAGUACAGCCUCCAACUUCAAAGCAACCAACAUAUAUACCCUUCUUUUGCCUCUGGCUGGACCUACCCUUGUGGCUAGCCGGUCUUGCCCGGUAUAUUCACUGUUUGCUUCCACGCAAUAAAUUCCCCUCUCCUCUCCUGUUGGCGCUUGUGUGCUUUCUCUGAGAAUUUCCCGUCUGCAGUCAAAGAAAGCUUUCAUCCAUUGAUGUAAUUUCACGAUAUACCAAAUUUUGAGAUCCUGUUCCUGCUUCCCUCCCCUGACAUCAUCAUGUGUGUGUGAAUACUCUAAAGUCCGAGGCCUUAACAUCUUGCCUAUAUUGCACCAACCCUAGUGGAUAGAAAGGGGAUGGUGGAGCUAUUCUACAUAUAAACCCGGCUCAGCUCCCCCAGUCAACCUUAAGAGAUGCAGGCUUCAUUCAUCCUUUAUAUAGGGUAAGAUUCAGGGUGACUGUCAUUCUUUCCCACCUCUUAUCACCAUCUUCAUUUUUUCCCUACUAGAGCUGCAAUCGUGACUUUCUAAUAUACAUACAUACAUACCCCAGGAGCUACACAGAUCCAUCUAGCAGAG
Aspergillus ochraceoroseus IBT 24754 is the source of this 2000-nucleotide messenger RNA. Its product is annotated as Zn(II)2Cys6 transcription factor domain-containing protein. Bases 438 to 1511 code for a protein of 357 amino acids. The transcript has 3 exons. Gene Ontology annotation, molecular function: zinc ion binding; DNA-binding transcription factor activity, RNA polymerase II-specific. The record is from RefSeq and is a predicted model, not a curated record. Gene Ontology annotation, biological process: regulation of DNA-templated transcription. Lineage: Eukaryota; Fungi; Ascomycota; Eurotiomycetes; Eurotiales; Aspergillaceae.